UUCUUCUAGAUGCCCACCUAAAGCGAUCUAUAGAGAAAAGAAGAAGAAGAAUGGGCAUGUUUUGAACAAAACCCAGAGCUUCAGAAUAAUAAUGGGUAAUGUAAGUGGGAAAAGGAAUGGGGACGAAGCUGAGAGCUCCGGGGCCAAGAAUGUGGAAGAAGAGGAGUAUAUGGAGUAUGUCCACUCUCCAGGCUCCAUGGUUCAAUACUCCCCUCUUCAUACCCCCAGGGCUUAUCAAUCACCUUUGAUUUUCACUCCACAGGUCCCUGAUGAAAUGAUACAGAACCAAAGCAAUGAAAACACAGCAGAAGAGUAUGGAGAGAUGGGAAUGGGUUUAGGGAAUGGGAUACCGACAAUGAUCACAUGGAGGCAGGGUGGAAAUGAGGUUGCUGUUGAGGGAUCAUGGGAUGACUGGCAAACAAGAGACUACUUGCAAAGAACAGACAAGGAUUUCACUGUGAUGAAGAUGUUGCCAUCUGGGAUUUACCAUUUCAGAUUCAUUGUUGAUGGGGAAUGGAGGUAUGCUCCAGAUUUCCCACACGACCGUGAUCAUAUGGGGCGUGUCUUCAAUGUGUUGGACUUGAAGGAUGUUGUUCCUGAGGUUGUUGUAAACAACAUGUGUUUGCCCGAAUCGCCACCUUCCCCUGCAUCAAGCUACAAUUCUGCACCUUUUAGUUCUGGCGAUUUUAACGAAAAGCUACCUGAUUUGCCUCCUCUCCUGCAACAAACGCCACUAAACCGGAUAUCUUUAUCCCGGGAUAGUGUGGAGACGCAGCAGAAGCCAUUGCCUGCAGUUCUGAACCAUCUUUAUUUCCAGAAAGGCCACGCUGGACAGUCCAUGGUGGCACUAAGUUCAACCCACAGGUUUCGAUCCAAAUAUGUUUCUCUGGUGCUCUUCAAAUCCUUAAAAAGGUGAACAAAUGAAUGGUGUUGGAUCAGUAGUUAAGGCAAAUAAUGCUCAAUGGAUGGGAAAUUCCAAUUUUUGCUCAUCAUAUAUAUAUAUAUGAUUGUUUGAUAUGUGACAUUAUAUUGCAACCUGUUGUAUUAUAUGUAUAUCCUUAAAGCCAAUUUCACUAGUAUAUUAUAACAUUUCUAAUAUAACCUUUGAAAGUUUGAA
Molecule: messenger RNA, 1117 nt
Organism: Ipomoea nil (Japanese morning glory)
Lineage: Eukaryota; Viridiplantae; Streptophyta; Magnoliopsida; Solanales; Convolvulaceae
Product: SNF1-related protein kinase regulatory subunit beta-2-like
Exons: 5
Coding region: 92-916 (274 amino acids)
Molecular function (GO): protein binding
Source: RefSeq, a predicted model, not a curated record